Messenger RNA from Salpingoeca rosetta, 1218 nucleotides. RefSeq lists its product as uncharacterized. The record is from RefSeq and is a predicted model, not a curated record. Lineage: Eukaryota; Choanoflagellata; Craspedida; Salpingoecidae. The coding region runs from base 1 to 1122 and encodes 373 amino acids. The transcript has 3 exons.
AUGUUGGACGGCACCCUGGACUGCCUAAGCAACCUGCACUUCAUCCACAUUCUGCAGCUCUUCCGUGUCCUGACCACGCUCACGUUUGACCGCCAGCGCACCGCUGCCGCAGGCCUCAAGACGACGCGAACGAGGAUGCUGUCUCAAUCGAAUGAAGAGCUGAAACGCAUCGGCACCACCGCCGCCGCCACCGUCACCUGCACCUGGCUCGCUCUCGCCAACGACACAAACACCUCCAUCGACCGCGACCAUCUCUCCUCGGUUCUGCAGGUAUUACACCUCAUCUAUGUCGACAAGUGCGUUCAGCCAGCAUGCUCCGUUGCCACAACGCUUCAACAUCCACGCCCAGCCUUUUGUCCGUCUGUCGUGGCGUCCGUUUCCUCCCCCAGCACCAACGGGGAUGGCGGACUCACCAUCGACCACCGCCGCCGACGGCCGUUUGGGUUCAGGUCGCUCGCCGACCCCAGCAGGCAGGCACGUGUGGAGGGCGCCGAGACCCCCAAGCGCACGUUCCAGCACGACAACACACGUCAACACGAUUGUGGUUUGCGCAGACGGACGGGUGCGCCCCAAGCGCGGGAGACGUGCCCUAACUUCUCGUCCGAGUACACACGCGCGCGAAGUGGGCAAGGACACGCACGUGGUCGUCAACAAAAAGACGCUGCAGGCGCCGUUCGAGACGAAGCUCAAGCUGCUGUCGGGGAUUGGCGCCGUGUUCGCGGGCAUGAUGCGCCGCAAGACCGACGUGGAGACAGGGUUGCAGAAGCACGCUGCUGGAACGCAGACCUCUUCAUGUUCCUGAUGUCGCUGCAGCCCUUUGGGAUGGUGGGACCUGUCGCUGGGGACGGGCAACCUGAACCCCGAGGAGGCAGCGGUGGUGGAGGUGCAGCACGAGAGUUGGACGCAUCCCCAAUUGGCGUGGGCGUGCAGCGACAACGUGCUGUUCCGGACGGUCACGGACGGACAGCGAGUCCAGGCUGGCGACCCAGCCCUCCGACAAGGCUGCUGGGCGUUGUGCACGCUGAGCGGCCGAACCCGCUGCCGAUGCCCCCACACAUUCACGUGCUGAUGGAACUACUUUUCCACGGGCCGCACCCUGGAGCUGAUGCGUGGAUGGGUUGAGGGAAGUAGACCUGUUUGGUCGACGUGUGGUGUGGUAGGUUGUAUGCUCGUUGCUUGUCAGCCGGUUGGAUCGCGUGAAGAGUUUACUACAGUGUC